CGCCUUCUUCAACACUGCUUCACUUUCUCUUACUCUUGAGCUCAAAUUUCACAUAUUCUUCUCUAAUCAUCUUUCCAAAACCGAGAAUUAGAUAGAUUAUAGAGAGUAAUAACAAGAGAAAUUCAUGGCGCCUGAUGCUUCUGAUGCUCUAGCAGAGAUGGAAAAAUUUCAACAAUUCCUGAAUGCCGCACAGACUGGAAAUUUAGACCUCCUCAAAAAAUUGGCGAAGCAGCUCGAUAGUGGAAAGGGGCUAGCUCAAACGGUAGUAGAUGUGAAGGAUGCCAACCAGAGAGGGGCUCUGCAUUUUGCUGCCAGGGAAGGUCAAACUGAGAUUUGCAAGUAUUUGCUGGAGGAGUUGAAGAUGGACAUUAAUACAAAGGAUGAGGAUGGAGAUACUCCUCUAACGCAUGCUGCUCGGCAAGGGCAUACUGCCCUUGCGAAGUACCUCGUAGACCAUGGUGCUGAUCCUUCCAUACCAAGUGGAUUAGGGACCACUGCGCUGCAUCAUUCUGCUGGAAGAGGGAAUGAAAGGAGGAGGAUCAAAGAAAAGGAGGAAUCGGUAGAAAGAGGAAGGACGAAAUUCAGAGAAGAAGAAAUCGGUGAACAACUCAGAGGCGAGAUUUUGUCGCAUUGCGCAGCUUGCCAGCGGAUCCCAGUCUUUCCGACAUCUCUCCCGAAGAAGCUAGGUCAUGACCAGUCUGGAUCUGGAGCUUCUUCAAGUGCUGCAAGUUGUGCUGGAACUCGUGGAAUGGUCGACACCGAAGAUGAUCAAGUAGUCAACAUUGUUUGUAGUAUGGAAGAGAGGGGCCUUAUAUCUACAGAUGAGCUGUCGAAGAUACUCGACCUAGUCGAUGAAUGGUUUAAACAACCAUGUAUAUUUCUUAGUUUUCUGCUUAGUUCCACACCUUCUCUUGAAAUCAAGGCCCAAGUACUCAAGCAUCGUCUGCGACCCUGAUUUUCUAUGCUGCUUUUCUAAAACUGUUAUUGUUUGUAGUAUGGAAGAGAGGGGUCUUAUAUUUGCUUGUUAUAUUUGCCUGUAUAUACUUAACUUAAGGAUAAUCGUGUUAUUUAAAACUAUAUAAUCUAUUAAAAUAUUGUUCAUUAUUAUUA
Molecule: messenger RNA, 1110 nt
Organism: Salvia miltiorrhiza (redroot sage)
Lineage: Eukaryota; Viridiplantae; Streptophyta; Magnoliopsida; Lamiales; Lamiaceae
Exons: 6
Coding region: 125-955 (276 amino acids)
Molecular function (GO): protein binding
Source: RefSeq, a predicted model, not a curated record